AUGGACGUAGACGUCGAUGCGACCUUCCCUGCGGUGCUGCGCCGCCAGGCGGAGGUGCUCAGCGACGCGCCUUUCAUGCGUGUCUGGGCGCGCGGCGAGGGUCAGGUCUGCAGCUUCUCCUUUCGCAGCUUUGAGCUGCGCGUGGCCAUCGCGAGAGGUGCACUCGCGGCGCACGGUGUGGCAAGGGGCCAGCGGGUGGCUCUGCUCUCGCACUACACGCCCCAGUUUGCGAUUUAUUCGCUCGCCGUGAUGUGCCUUGGUGGCGUGAGCGUCCACCUCAACUGGCGGCAGCCUGAGCACGUCAUGACGAUCAUGGCCCAGAUGAGCAACUGUCAGUGGCUCGUGGCCUCGUCGCGACUCGCCAAGGAGGCGUCCACGGUGGCUCACACCGUCGGGAAGCAGCUCCGAGCGCUGCUGUGGCUGCAGCAAACCUCGCUUGCGGGCCAGGCUCGAGAGGUGCUCCCGCAGGUGGACCAGCCGACGCCGCCGAGGGAGCAGGCUGUGCCCGCGUACCCUGAUCUGCUGCCCGAUGACGAGGCGCUGGUCAUGUUCACGUCGGGCUCGACGAGCACGCCCAAGGCGGCGCCGCUCACGCACCGCGGCCUCAUCUGGACGUGCCGGGCCAGGCUGCGGGGUGCGCCCUCCGAGGCGUACCACAUCGGGGCGGGGACAGUCUCGCUGCUGCCAAACUUCCACGUCAUCGGCUUCUCCAACAACCUGCUCUUCAACCUCACUGCCGGCAUGUGGUGUGCCGUGGACCGCGACGCGGGAUCCAUGCCGUUGCAGCCGGCGGCGCUGCUCGAAGCGUGCGCGCGGCUUCAGCCGACCGUGCUCGACUCGGUGCCGUGGAUGGUGGAGGAGAUGCUGCAGCUGCUGGAGCGUGGUGAGGCGCCACGAAACUGCCUCUCCUCCCUCCACCAUAUCCUCGCCGGCGGCUGCGCCCUCAACGAGCCGCUGCUCCGCCCGCUGCUCGAGCGGCACGGCGUCAGAGUGUGGCCCCACUACGGCCAGACAGAGGUGGGGGGCGCGGCCCUGGUGGGCGGUCUUCCGGGCAGUCUGAGAGCAAUGCAGCCGCUCCGAGGGGUACGCUACGUGCUCGUUGACCAAGACGGCGCCGAACGGAGCGACGAGGGCGAGCUCGUCCUCCUCGGCAUGCGCUCAGCCACCGCCGGUUACUUGGGCGGAUCCUCAGGGCGCAACCUGACUGGCCGGCACGGGGGUCGCACGGUCGACGGGGGUCGCACGGUCGACCGUUACCACACGGGAGACAUCUUUCGCACGGUCAAACCGAUGGAUGAAUUGGCGAAAGGCCAAGAGUGGCUCGAGCACGUGUGCCGGCGGGACGACCUCCUCGUGCACACGAGUGGCGAGAUGACCAACCCGUUGCCGCUGGAGGCGGAGCUGCUGCACCGGCUCGCGCGGUGCGGCGAGCCGGUGGCAGCGCUCUGCGUCGUCGGCCAGCAGCAGCCGCGGCCGUUCCUGGUCGUGCAGUACGAUGACGCGCUCCCUCCCCUCGCCGGGGCAAGCGCAAGCGCGAUUGCCGCCGCCGUCAAGGGAGGCAUGUCGGCCGAGAGCCUCAUGGAGGGGCGGAUGCGCCGCCGAGUCCGGCAGGCAGCGCAGCGCGCGGCAAUAAUAUUGCAGCUCCCCGAGGUGAACCUCAGCCUCCCACAGUGGUCGCAAAUGCACGAGCGCUACACGUUUUUCAUCGACAGUUCAGAGCCGCCGCUGCCAACCUCUGCAAAGGGCAACGUGCUGCGCGCGCAGGUGGAGACGCGGUUCAGGGAGGCGAUGAUCUUGCGCAUGACGCUCCCUCCGCCGAGGGGUCUUCUCCGGUCGGACGAGGGGGACGACGAGGGGUCAGACGUUGGCGACAUGGAGUCGGGUGAGAUGGACUCGCUCGCAAUGGUUCGCGCCCGCCCUGGCAGGAUGCAGUCGCCACUGCUCGGCCGGGCCUUCGUCAAUGGGCGCGGCGAGCAAGAGCAGGAGCCAGCCAUCCAGGCGGCUGUCGCUCGCGGUCACAUGUACUUCGUUGCUACGUUACACGUACUCUUGCACCAUUGGGCCUAUUACGUCAGCCCGCAGCCGCUGUGGCGAAGCGCGGUGGCGCCGCAGCCCCGCCAAGUGCACCUCCACCACGCGCACGGCGGGCCUGCGUCUCCCGAGCACAACCCGCUCAUCACCUUUCUGCACGAUGCUACUUACCCUCUUGCCAUGCCGGCCUUCCUCGCCAUGCUCGGGAUGUGGGUCCCCAACCGCCCGCCGCCGACGAUGCUGCGCAUCACGGGACGCCUCCUCUUCCUCGGCCUCGUUUCGUUCUACUUGGUCGCCCCCGCCACCCUCGCUCUCGAGCGGAGAGUGCUACUCGCUGAGGCAGCCAGCUGGGACAGCUCGCCGUCCCUGGCAGAGUACAGGCUCAACAAGACCUACUCGCUCCUCUUCAACUACCAAUGGUUCGUAUUCUCUGCUGCAGUCUACGUGUUCGUUGACUAUCUGGCGCGGCGCGCCCGCCUGCCGAUGUGGACAGUCGCACUGUUCUCGCUUGGCAUGCAUUUCAGCUGCUUUGGACGGUGCCCGUGGCCAUUGAUGCGCCACCCUAUGAACAUCGGCCCGACCAAUCCAAUGGACGCGCAAGAGAUUGCGCACACUGUGCCCUCUCUGACCAAGUUCAGCUCGAUCUGGGUCUUCUACUCCUUGCCUCGAACCUUCCUGCCCACCAAUUUCCCGGCAGCCCUUCCCUUUGAGGCGAGCCUCCGCCGGAGGGCCGCGGCAGCAACCGCUGCCGCUGUUGCUGAUCCCGAUGCCGCGGGCUGCUCGCGCAGCGGCGGCCGCCUCCGCCGCUUCCUUGCGUCGCCCCGCAACGUCAGGCCGAUUUGGGCGGUCCUCGUUGUCCUCAUCACAACAUUGCACAUCAUGGCUCCGCCGUUCGGCCUGUUCGACUUUAGCCUCGACCGCUCGCCGAUCGUCAUGGCCUACGGCUGCAUGCGGCGCCAGGAUCGCGCGUUCCACAACACGACGCAUGCCUGUGGCGGCUCUAGCGGCGAGGAUCCAGUGUGGCGGCUUGGGACGGCUCUGCACGACGCGCUGCACAUCGUCCUGCUGUGCUGCGUGAUAGUCGGCUUCGGUACGUGCAUGCCUCGACGGCGCUCGUGGCUCAGCGCCGUCGGCAAUGACUCCCUGUGGUGCUACCUCUUGCACAUUCCGCUCACGCCGUUGGUGCAGUCCGCCACGGUCGUCGUGCUGCUCGACCUCGUCGAUCCGGAGCCCACCUCGCCUCUGCGCGGCCUCGCGUUCCUCGCGCUCGUGGUCUAUCUCCAGUUCCUCCUCUCACGCCGUCCCGAUAUUGCCAGCGUGUCGCGAUUCUUUCAGCCAAUCUUCCAGCUCUGGAGCUGGACGAGAGGGAUCCGCGCAGCAUCGCGGCGUCCAAGUUGGCAGCAGAUUGGAGCGGCGAUCGCCGCCCUUCUCUGUACGUCUCUUGCCGCCGCCAGUUGCAUCUUUGCCAUUGCGACCCGCACAGCGCCGGUAGCGCCGACGAUCCCCGGUCCGCCUGCCUUGCGAAUCGUGCAGCAGCAGCCUGGCGGCCUAGUCCCCGGCGCAGCGGGCCACGGCUGA
Emiliania huxleyi CCMP1516 is the source of this 3609-nucleotide messenger RNA. RefSeq lists its product as hypothetical. Gene Ontology annotation, biological process: fatty acid metabolic process. Gene Ontology annotation, molecular function: medium-chain fatty acid-CoA ligase activity. The record is from RefSeq and is a predicted model, not a curated record. The transcript has 3 exons. Bases 1 to 3609 code for a protein of 1202 amino acids. NCBI's taxonomy places the organism in Eukaryota, Haptophyta, Isochrysidales, Noelaerhabdaceae.